AUGCUUGACAGAUGGAUAAGUUUGCUGAAAAAUUCCAAAAGGGCGAUGCACACCUUGAACGACCCUUUAUCCUAUUACUUGGGAAAAUUAAAACGUUCGUAUACCGUGGAUGGGAACAUUGAGGUGGACCACUUGCAGAGGAGGAAUCAUACUAUUCAUACGACCAUGAGGAACAUGGACGAAUAUCAAAAUAGACUCUUUUUCCACUACAUAAUAAGCGAUAAUUUUCCCAAGUCCAAUCAAGACUGUUUUAUAAAUGUGGUCAGAAAGGCCUUUAUCUUAUUUGUAAAUGAGCUAGUUACUAUGGAGCAGCCUCAGUUAAAUAGAUGUGUACUCGAGUCAUGGAUACUCAUGGGGAGAGCCCACAGAUAA
Molecule: messenger RNA, 372 nt
Organism: Plasmodium inui San Antonio 1
Lineage: Eukaryota; Apicomplexa; Aconoidasida; Haemosporida; Plasmodiidae
Exons: 1
Coding region: 1-372 (123 amino acids)
Source: RefSeq, a predicted model, not a curated record